Molecule: messenger RNA, 723 nt
Organism: Vitis riparia (riverbank grape)
Lineage: Eukaryota; Viridiplantae; Streptophyta; Magnoliopsida; Vitales; Vitaceae
Product: F-box/LRR-repeat protein At4g14103-like
Exons: 3
Coding region: 1-723 (240 amino acids)
Molecular function (GO): protein binding
Source: RefSeq, a predicted model, not a curated record
AUGGCGGAAGUAAUGGAUUCAAAGUUUGAACAACGCAGAGAUAGAAUCAGCAACCUACCAGAUGCGCUUCUUUGUCAUAUCCUUUCAUUUCUUCCCACUAAAUUUGCUUUGGGAACUAGUAUCCUGUCAAAAAGAUGGAGGUACCUUUGGAAAUCUGUCCCGAUUCUCGACUUUGAUGAUGAUUUACUGCUGAAUCGAAAUGCGGCCAUGCCUGAUGAACUUGAAGAAAGAACAAUUAUGUUUUUGAAUUUUGUGGACAUCGUCUGGACUCUGUUUAUUCGUGGAUCUGCACUGUGCUUGGCCGUCGAGUUCAAGAGCUUGAUCUCAACUUCCUUAUGCUACACGGGGGAUAUUGAAUUGCCUCCCAUGUUUUUCAUUUCCAAAACAUUAGUGGUUGUGAAACUCUGGCAUGUGAUCUUUCUUGAUAUCCCUUCUACAGUUUGCUUCCAAGUCUCAAGAUUCUCCAUCUUAGAUGCAUUUUCGAGCUUAGAUGAAGAAGAAGAACAGGAGUACGAAGUUGUUGUCGAUGCCCCAAAUCUUGAAUACUUUACUAUCACAGAUUAUGUAUCAAAGAAGCAUUUGGUGAACAAUAUAUCUUCCUUGAUUAAAGCAUUUAUUGAUAUUGGGCCAGAUAAUGAAGAAUUUGAAGAAAGUUCAAAUAAUGGUCAUAUGUCUUACCGUGGUCGUAUAUCCGAGCUUCUUAGAAGGAUUUCAAAUGUUUAG